Coregonus clupeaformis (lake whitefish) is the source of this 1436-nucleotide messenger RNA. RefSeq lists its product as uncharacterized. Lineage: Eukaryota; Metazoa; Chordata; Actinopteri; Salmoniformes; Salmonidae. The record is from RefSeq and is a predicted model, not a curated record. Gene Ontology annotation, biological process: regulation of autophagy. The transcript has 2 exons. Gene Ontology annotation, cellular component: mitochondrion. Bases 118 to 1008 code for a protein of 296 amino acids.
CGUUCUUUUCGUUCUGUAGCUGUAUGUCGGUUGGAGGCACAGAGCUCUGUGGCAGCUUGGCUAGAGGCAACGAAGACGAGCAAACGACACCACCUGAAACACAGAUAAGACACAGGCAUGCGUCCCCGCUCCAGACUCCUGGCUAAGAGGUGCCUGCCCACCAUCAGGGAGGGCUAUGAGGAGCUGGUCCAGGACAUGAACCAGGCCAACAGCCGCCACCUCCCUCCCCAUGGUCAGGCCCACUCACAGUCUACCCACGACUACUUCCUGUCCAUCUGCCAGCUCGCCCGACCAUCCUUCCCCCAGGGCGAACCCGACUGUGACAUCCUCACAGUGGGCUCGCUGGCCUCCCUGAGGCCCUGUCUGAGGCUGCACAGACUGAGGGACCCUGUGCCACCCUGUCAGCCUCUGAUCUCCAAGGUAAGCCGCCACAUACAGUUAGAGCAGGAGGAGAAUCAGAGGGAGUGUAGUGGCCCAGAGAGAGUGGUGGAUGCCAGCUCAGGUCAGACCUCCAGUAGGGUUGACCCCAGUGUCUCUGACCCCCUGGAGUUCCUCUACGGAAACAGGGAAGGACUCCUCUCAGCCACCUGUCGCGCCCCUGACUCACAGGGCUGGAGGGGUGAGGAGAGAGAGAGUGAUACCCAGCGUCGACCACAACCCCCGGUACGCGCCGACAGUUUCCCCCGCAUGUGCUCCUCGCCCCUGACCCAGCGCAAAAGCAGCUGCCCGGAGCUCUGCCUGGUGGACCCCACUGACCAAAAUAAGCCAAACCCUGACCCUGCUCCACCACAGACAUCCUCAUCAGACCAGCAGAAAUCUGAUGCCUCCAGCUCACUCUCAUGGAGGUUCCAGAACGACCCAGACAGGGCCCCUGCAGGUGAGAGGGGGAAGUGCACUCGCUACAUGGACAAGCACACAAUGGUAUCACACUGGAUCGCUGACUGUCGCUCGGCCUGGAGAGAAGCCAGAAUCAGGGCGUGCAUGCUUCCUGCCAUCGCAGAGAUGUAAACAGGUGUAGCGUUGUUAAGCCCCACUCAUAAGUAUUGUACAUUAUGGAUCCUUGAUGUACUACGUCCCGCUUAAUUGGUACGUUUGGAAAAUGCAGGUCCAUGUGGUAACGUGUACAAAUUGAGUUUUCAUGCCUGACCUUUUUGUACAGUAUGUAGUUUAAGACAUAUUGUAGACUAGCGCAUGCCUCACACAUAUCACAGUAGGUGGAAUGUUGACAGUGCCUAGAAGACAUCAGUAUUAGGGUAGCCUCGGGAAGUUGAACAAGACAGGAUUUUGGAAGGAUGACCACGCGAGACUAGUAUUAGGGUGAGUAAAGAUGUGUGGAAAAUAUGCAGAAUUUGCUAAAAGGAUCUCCUGUAGCUCAGUUGGUAGAGCAUGGCGCUUGCAACGCCAGGGUUGUGGGUUCGUUUCCCACGGGGGGCCAG